Molecule: messenger RNA, 2131 nt
Organism: Carassius gibelio (silver crucian carp)
Lineage: Eukaryota; Metazoa; Chordata; Actinopteri; Cypriniformes; Cyprinidae
Product: voltage-gated potassium channel subunit beta-2
Exons: 14
Coding region: 583-1776 (397 amino acids)
Biological process (GO): transmembrane transport; potassium ion transport; regulation of action potential
Cellular component (GO): extrinsic component of cytoplasmic side of plasma membrane; juxtaparanode region of axon; membrane
Molecular function (GO): voltage-gated potassium channel activity; potassium channel regulator activity; transmembrane transporter binding
Source: RefSeq, a predicted model, not a curated record
UCCAUUGAGGAGGAGGAGGAGGAGCGCCAGUGCAUGUGAGGUAUCUCAGUAGCUGACAGAUACAGUGCUCACAGGAGGAGACACGAGAAGACAUCUUAUCCAUUGCAUCACUUUCUUACUUUAUGUUUGAAUUCUGUUUUGUGUGCUGGCACUCCCAAGUGUUCUGAAGCACUGAGCUGAGGUUACAAAGAAACCAGCUUGUUUGUUUGGAUAUGAAAAAACUAAACGCUGAACCUGAAAAAGUAAAGUAAGACCUUUCUAUGGACAUUUACUCUUACGUGAGACUAUAUGUGAGAUGGGAGCCGUGCAGGUGGUCUGAUGAAAUGGAAGCAAUGAAAUGAGAUUCACAGGCAUCACUGAAGACUGCUUUAUAAGCUCUUUGCCGGUCUAGUUGAGAGAGCCAAGCUUCCCUCCUGAUAUUCUCCGGCUGAACCAAGCAGGAGUCCAGCACAGUCCAGUAGGACCGAGGAAUUUUAAAGUUUGCUCUCCGGAGGAUCAGGACCUUACUGGCUUCUUUUUGUUUCUUGGAGACACUCUGUCACUGAACUUCCUCUGUGAUAACCAGGCAUCCUCUGAGACAGGAUGCAGGUGUCGUUUGUUUGCACAGACCACCGGUCCAUGAGCCGUAGCACGGAUGACAGACUCAAUCGACAGAACGCUAACAGUCCGAGCACUGGUACCCGAAGCAAGUUCAAAGCUGUGGCCAUGGUGGCCAGGAGCCUUGGGCAGCUCUCCGUCCAGAGCGUCCCUUCUUCAAGUGACCAGAGCAUCAGAACUGGCAUGAAGUAUCGAAACUUGGGGAAGUCGGGCCUGAGAGUCUCAUGUCUUGGAUUAGGAACAUGGGUGACGUUUGGAGGACAGAUCACAGAUGAGAUUGCAGAGCAGCUGAUGACUCUGGCGUACGAGAACGGGAUCAAUCUGUUCGACACGGCAGAGGUCUACGCUGCAGGAAAGGCGGAAAUGGUGCUGGGCAACAUCAUAAAGAAGAAAGGAUGGAGACGCUCCAGUUUAGUCAUUACAACCAAAAUAUUUUGGGGUGGAAAAGCAGAGACCGAGAGAGGACUGUCAAGAAAACACAUUAUAGAAGGUUUGAAGGCGUCAUUGGAGAGAUUGCAGUUAGAAUAUGUGGACGUGGUGUUUGCAAACAGACCAGACCCCAACACACCCAUGGAAGAGACGGUGCGGGCGAUGACCCAUGUGAUCAAUCAGGGAAUGGCGAUGUACUGGGGAACAUCACGCUGGAGUCCGAUGGAGAUCAUGGAAGCGUAUUCUGUGGCCCGACAGUUCAACCAGAUCCCGCCCAUCUGCGAACAGUCGGAAUACCACAUGUUCCAGAGGGAGAAAGUGGAGGUGCAGCUUCCUGAGCUCUUCCAUAAGAUCGGUGUGGGUGCGAUGACAUGGUCCCCUCUGGCCUGUGGGAUAAUCUCAGGGAAAUACGACAGCGGUGUGCCGCCAUACUCACGCGCCUCACUGAAGGGCUACCAGUGGUUGAAGGACAAGAUCUUGAGCGAGGAGGGCCGACGCCAGCAGGCGAAGCUGAAAGAGCUGCAGGCAAUCGCUGAGCGGCUGGGCUGCACACUUCCACAGCUAGCCAUCGCGUGGUGCCUGAGAAAUGAAGGUGUGAGUUCUGUGCUUCUCGGAGCCUCCAGCACAGACCAGCUCAUGGAGAAUAUAGGAGCAAUACAGGUUCUUCCAAAAUUAUCCUCCUCCAUCGUGCACGAGGUGGACAGUAUCCUGGGCAACAAACCCUACAAUAAAAAGGACUACCGCUCCUAGUGUGGAGCCAGACUGGACCGGAUGCUCCGAACCCUCCUUUGCCUGAUCCUCCGUUCGCUUCAGCUUUUACUGAAUGAGUACCGGCUGCAUGAGACGGGCAAGCACCCACAAACCCUGGAGAGCAAGACUUUUAGAACACGAACGGCAGGAAACACGUGAACAAAAUACACUAAAUAUACAACAAAAGACACAUCCACUGACAUGCAGGAUAGAGAGCGAUGCAUUGAAGAUACAGUGCUCACAGAGUCUCCGUAUGGGUACUUUAAAACCAGAUCAUUAGGGUAACUAAGAACAAAAUGGACAGGAAUAUGCUAACAAACAUUAAAAAAUAACAUGCUUGCUUGGUUGCUGGAAA